Messenger RNA from Setaria italica (foxtail millet), 353 nucleotides. RefSeq names its product non-specific lipid-transfer protein-like protein At2g13820. The record is from RefSeq and is a predicted model, not a curated record. Bases 14 to 310 code for a protein of 98 amino acids. Lineage: Eukaryota; Viridiplantae; Streptophyta; Magnoliopsida; Poales; Poaceae. The transcript has 2 exons.
GCCGCUAUCGGCCAUGAUGCCGUGCACGGACUAUCUCACCAACAUGACCGUGCUGACGCCCCCCGGCGAGUGCUGCGACGGGCUCAAGACCAUCAUCAGGGACGCGCCCAUCUGCCUCUGCCACGGCAUGAACGGCGGCCUGAACCAGUUCCUCCCAAAGCCCGUCGACCCCCUCCGCAUGAACGUCCUCCCGCUCGCCUGCGGCACUGUGCUGCCGAUCCAAACCCUCUUCAUGUGCAACUCGAACCAGGUGCCGCCGAUAAUGCCGCCCACCCCUGCAGAGCUGCCAAUGACGCCUGCUGCACCGUAGAUAGUUUUGUCGAGAUGGUUUAUCCUAGUUUAUCCUCUUAGUU